This is a messenger RNA of Gigantopelta aegis, 2077 nucleotides long. RefSeq names its product serine/threonine-protein kinase TBK1-like. Gene Ontology annotation, biological process: peptidyl-serine phosphorylation. Gene Ontology annotation, cellular component: cytoplasm. The record is from RefSeq and is a predicted model, not a curated record. Gene Ontology annotation, molecular function: protein serine/threonine kinase activity; ATP binding. The coding region runs from base 265 to 1827 and encodes 520 amino acids. The transcript is spliced from 13 exons. Lineage: Eukaryota; Metazoa; Mollusca; Gastropoda; Neomphalida; Peltospiridae.
AUACAAUGGAGAGGUCUACAACGUUUCUUUCAAGUUUCUCAACAAAAUGCAAGUAUUUAUGAACAUUACUCAACGAGGGGGUCAUGACUCGGAACCCGCUAGAAACUUCGCUCAACACUCUCUAGACUUCCCCUGCAUAAAUUCCCGCACACGUGCCUGUACUUGUAACCAUAGACUUUAAUGGAAGACUGUCGUGUGGAAACUACAACAUAUUAAAUAUAGUUCUAAAGUUACUAGCAUACUGAGGUGUGCUGAUAUUGCCGUAUGGACGAACGCUCCGAAGACGUUGUUGUUACCACACAUCACUUAUAUCGCAAGUCGGAGCGAAUAGGGGUUGGAGCAUCAUGCGAGGUUUACAAAGGCAUACACAAGGAUACAUGCAGAACCCGUGCUUUGAAGGUAUUCAUAACAUCAUUUUGGGCUGGCUCCUUAGAACUCCAUAGAGAGAUAAGCGCACUACAAAAGCUGAAGCAUAAGAAUAUUGUCGGCUAUUACGGUCAAGAAGAAGAGAUUAAUAGUGGAAGAAGGAUAAUCGUCCUGGAACUGUGUAGCGGAGGCAGCCUCCACAGUUGUCUCCAGGAACCAGAACAUGUGCACGGUCUACCAGACAAAGACUUCCUGCUGUUGAUAGACCACCUGGGUGCCGGAAUACAAUAUCUAAAUGGAGAGGGAUUUCUACAUCGCGACAUAAAGCCAGGGAACGUGCUGUUGGAUGUAGCAUUAGACGGAACGAUUACGUUCAAACUGUCAGAUUUCGGAACUAGCCGCCAAAUAGCAGACGGCGAAGAAUUUUUAUCACUUGUUGGAACUGAAGAGUACCUUCACCCUGACAUGUACGAGAGAGCGUUCGUAAACAAGCAGAAACCAGCGGGCUAUAACAGCAGUGCCGACGCCUGGAGCCUCGGCUGCACUCUCAUUCACGCAUGCACCGGGGACGUGCCAUUUAAACCUUUUGGUGGUUCACGACAUAACAGAGACACUAUGUUUCAAAUGAUAAAGCACAAACCUCCAGGAGCAAUAUCCGGUGUUCAGAUCGUACAGCAUGGCGCCAUAUCAUGGAGAAAAACUCUCCCCGACACAUGCAACAUAACCAAGAACCUCAGACAGAAAGUUGAACCAGUGAUUAAUGAUUUGUUGCAAUGCUCCAGCCGGAUUACAAGCUUCCUCAUAAACAGCUCCAAACUUCUACAGAUGAUACUUGUUUUUGUCAUCAAUGCCGAUGAGGCCACACAGAUUUCACUAUACAUCCCUCCAUGUUUGAGCUAUGAGGAACUAAUGGACCAGUUAGCUGCAAUCUUGGACGUUUCAGCACACUCACAGCUGUCAUUUGUGAAAGGUCAACUUUUGUCUCACCUUAUGAAAGAUAAUUCUACCGUUGGUGCCGUGAUAGAACCAGGAGACGUUAUCAUAGCCAUGUCUUUGCGAGACGUGGACGCCAUGGCUCAUUCCCACGAUGGCAUUGAUCCAUAUCCGGGAUUUCCGGAAGCACCGUCUCCACAAGAAGAUGUAAAAGUCGCUUUGAAGUGCAGUACCACGGUCUUCAAAAUACGUGAGCUCGUUACUGAUUCAGUUCUAAUACAGCGACAACUUAAGAACGCAGCGUCAUUCUUGAAGUCGCAUUUACAGUCUGUGCUGGAGAAAGUGGAGAGAUUUGUCGGGAGACUGACAAUGAAAUGUGAUGAGAUGGCUUCCAGACUUAGAUUACUGGCCGAAAUGGAGGAACAGAGAAACAGGUGUACUCAUGUACCAAACACGUCAGUGAUGCACAGGUCUAAAACCGCCCACGCACUAAGUGCUAGGUAUGUGGACCAAAACAAUAAAACGUAGAAAUGGUUUCACGUAGCUGUCCUCUGGUAAUUGCAUGAACAAUAGUUCCAUUUGAUAGUUGGUCGCGCAAGACCAAUUGUUUCGUCUACACAUUACGUUUAGGACACUAUUUACAUAGUUGUAACUAGUUAUGCAAAAUGAAAUGGAUUAUACAAACAUUUUGUAGCACAACUUAAAAAUAGUUUAAGCCAUUUUUCCACUUUCAGAAGUCUAGUAUAGUAUAGUAAAGUCUGAACAUAUCGAAGUAUAU